Messenger RNA from Penicillium cinerascens, 1248 nucleotides. RefSeq names its product T2 family ribonuclease. Gene Ontology annotation, cellular component: extracellular region. The transcript is spliced from 6 exons. Gene Ontology annotation, biological process: RNA catabolic process. Lineage: Eukaryota; Fungi; Ascomycota; Eurotiomycetes; Eurotiales; Aspergillaceae. Gene Ontology annotation, molecular function: ribonuclease T2 activity; RNA binding. Bases 1 to 1248 code for a protein of 415 amino acids. The record is from RefSeq and is a predicted model, not a curated record.
AUGUGGGGCUCCUUCCAACAAGUCCUGGAGAUCCCCGGACCCCAGAAGCUCCUCAAGACCCUAAGUUCAUUGUGGUUGUCGCAGUCCAGCGAGAAGUCAACUCCAGGCACUUCUUCAUCAUGUUCUCUAUCAGAAACUAGCUGUCAGGUCAAGUAUCAUGGCCAAGACACCUGUUGUUUCAACUACCCUGGCGGGCAGAUGCUGCAGACCCAGCUCUGGGAUGUGGACCCCGCUCUCGGCCCCGAUGACUCCUGGGGUAUUCACGGUCUCUGGCCUGACCACUGUAAUGGCGGAUUCGACCAAUUCUGUGAUUCCAGACGCAAGUACAGCAAUAUAUCGCUCAUCUUGGUUGACGCUGGCCGUGGAGACCUGCUCGAAUAUAUGAGUGAGUACUGGAAAGACUUUCAUUUCGAUGAUCAGAACUUGUGGCAACAUGAGUGGAACAAGCACGGCACCUGUGUCAGCACCCUCGAAACACAUUGCUAUGAGGAUUAUCUCCCGCAGCAGGAAGUGGUAGAUUACUUUGACCGAACUGUUGAGGUUUUUAAGACCUUGCCUUCCUAUGAGUAUCUGGCCAAGGCUGGCAUCGUCCCAUCCCAUUCGCAAACAUAUGCGCUUGUGGAUAUCGAAGAUGCGCUAGAGACUGCCCACGGUCACCCCGUCACUGUCCACUGUCGGCGCGGCCAGCUCAGCGAGCUCUGGUACCACUUCAACAUUGCAGGAAGUCUGCAGACUGGGAGAUUCGUUCCCGCAAGUCCAGAUGGUCAAACUUCCAACUGUCCCCGUCGAGGCAUCCGCUACCUGCCUAAGCGGGCCCAGCCUGAGCCGACGAGGACCACAACAACCGGUGGCUCGGAGCCUACUGCUACGGGAAUCCCGUUCUCAGGCAAGGGGAACAUGAUCGUCUCCACUUUUAACCAAAUUCGCGGAUGCAUCAUCAGCUGGGGGACGUGGUACGCAUCUGGAACGUGUGCUACCUUCCGGGCCGAGAAGGCUUCAGAUGACACAUUCACCCUCAAAUCAAGCAAAGGGCUUUGCGCCAUCCAGGAGGACGCUCUCAAAUGUGGGACCCACGUCACCACCCCCAGCGAAUUCACUGUCAAAGACGACAAGCUCUGCUAUGAAGGCAACACCACAUUCUACGCCGAUAAGCCGCCCAAGGGCUUUGUGCAGAGCACAGUCUUCGCCUCGCAGGGAGAGCACCCGAUUGAACUAGAGAUUUCGUGGAAGGCUCAUGACUGGUCCUAG